Salarias fasciatus (jewelled blenny) is the source of this 771-nucleotide messenger RNA. It is a transcript of the gene odf3l2a, whose product is annotated as outer dense fiber of sperm tails 3-like 2a. Gene Ontology annotation, cellular component: cytoskeleton. The transcript is spliced from 5 exons. NCBI's taxonomy places the organism in Eukaryota, Metazoa, Chordata, Actinopteri, Blenniiformes, Blenniidae. The coding region runs from base 1 to 771 and encodes 256 amino acids. The record is from RefSeq and is a predicted model, not a curated record.
AUGGAGGAGGCUGUGAAGAGGAGGCCGAUUAUCUCUGCAAGAGAAAGAGGCCCAGGCCCUGGACGCUACAGUCUGCCCCCUACAGUCGGAUACAUCAACCAUGACUUAACCAAGCCCUGCAGCCCUGCAUACUCCUUCCACAGCCGUAUGAGCAGCGCCCUGGUUUCUGUAGACUCCAGUCCGGGACCGAGGUACCAUUUUGAUUCCAAGGUCACCCGUUUUGGCCGGAUGGAGACGCCAUCCUACUCCAUUUUGGGCAGAGGAAGGCGAAUUGUGAAUAAAGGCGUGGGAUCCCAGACUCCUGGACCAGGCGCCUACAGUCCAGAGAAGGCUCCGCCUCUCAAUUUCCACCGACGGCCUCCGUCCUACUCCAUUGGAGCUCGAACCAGAUACCGCUCUGUGGAUGCAGUACCAGCUCCCAACAGCUACAGCCUCCCCAACCUGCUGGGCAGCCAGAUCCCCAACAAACCCUCCAGUGCCAGCUACACCAUCUCCACCCGGAGAAACGUUGGGGCUCCAUCCGAAGACCUCUCCCUGAGCCCCGGACCGGGGAAGUACAACAGCACCCACCCGGACAUCUACCGCCAGCGCCAGCCCUCCUUCAGCAUGCAGAGCCGGACUCAAAGGCCCCUGAACUCCUCCGCCAACCCCGGACCGGGAUCGUACAGCCCGGAGAAGUUCCAGCUGCAUCUCCCCAAGCCGCCCUCCUUCACUCUGGGCGUCAGGCACUCUGAGUUCGUCACUCCGCUCGUGGUGGACAUAACUGACUGA